ACGGGUGGUUCGCAAAGCAAUUGCAAGGGUCUACAUCGUCAUGCACCAGAAACAGAAGGAAAAUCUCCGGAAAGUUUUUAAGAACAAGAAGUAUAAGCCGUUGGACUUACGAAAAAAGAGAACUCGUGCCGUUCGCAAGGCCUUGACUCCCAGAGAUGCGAAUAGAAAAACUCUAAAGGAAGUUCGCAAGAGGUCCAUAUACCCAACAAGGAAGUAUGCGGUCAAGGCAUAAACACUUUAAUUGGUUAUAAUAAACAUUACAAAAUAAAAUACAAAGUAUUUUAAAUACUACUUUUAAUGCCGAA
This is a messenger RNA of Rhagoletis pomonella (apple maggot), 305 nucleotides long. RefSeq names its product 60S ribosomal protein L35 (gene RpL35). The record is from RefSeq and is a predicted model, not a curated record. Lineage: Eukaryota; Metazoa; Arthropoda; Insecta; Diptera; Tephritidae. Gene Ontology annotation, cellular component: ribosome; cytosolic large ribosomal subunit. Gene Ontology annotation, molecular function: mRNA binding; structural constituent of ribosome. Gene Ontology annotation, biological process: translation; maturation of LSU-rRNA from tricistronic rRNA transcript (SSU-rRNA, 5.8S rRNA, LSU-rRNA).